UGGGAAAUGUAGUUCGGCCACGCCGCCCUCCGCUCCUUCCUGUAAUGGCUGCUUCCUGGAAGGCGCUGUCACGUGGAACCUCUUAGCCUCCGCAUUCCGAACUCCAGGAAGGAGUAUUUCAAGUCAGGUAGAGUUACACAUAUAUCUUUCUUUGAAACCUUCAGCACUCAAGAUCCAGCCAUCUCAAGGUCCCAGCAUCAUGACCUCAGUUCCAGCACAAUUGCUCCUAGUCCUCCUUUCACUGCUUUUGGGGCUGCCUGCUGUUGAAGCAGUAGAAGCUGGAGAUGCAAUCGCUCUUUUCUUAGGUGUGGUUCUCUCCAUUACAGGCAUUUGUGCUUGUUUAGGGGUAUAUGCACGAAAGAGAAAUGGAGAGGUGUAACAAAAGAGAAAUGGAGAGGUGUGACUUCGAAGGGUUCGAAGGGCCUCCUGAAUCAAGCCUUGCCCUGAAAACAUUUGAGCUAUUCAGGUUAAAAACUGAGCUUUGGAGUCUGAAAGUUCCCAAGAAACAGUACAUAGGGUAAUUUUACAUUCUUAAGUUUCCCUAUAAAUGGGAAUAAAUUGAUAGAUGUUAAAUGGAAAAAAAUUCUUUUUCACAACAAAUAAUGCAAUGAAACAUGCAGUCUAUGAUUUAGUUGCUAGUUAGAAAGAGGGUCAAAGAAGUAAGAUGGCUGAAAUUUGCAUAAGUAAUAUUUAGGAAUCUCAAAAAUUCUCAAAGCACAUGAAAUCGGAAGAAGGAAACUCCUGCCCAGAAUCCUAGGAAGUAGCCACUAUUCUGUUGUAAUUACUGCCUCCUGCAUUAUUGAGGAGUCUUUUCUCUAUGUAUUUUUAUAUUUUUGUUUUGUUAUCUCCCAAGUUAAUAUUGUACUUAGAUAUUAGAUAUUAAAUAUAUUAAGUCAAAA
Eptesicus fuscus (big brown bat) is the source of this 899-nucleotide messenger RNA. RefSeq names its product small integral membrane protein 30 (gene SMIM30). The record is from RefSeq and is a predicted model, not a curated record. The transcript has 3 exons. Lineage: Eukaryota; Metazoa; Chordata; Mammalia; Chiroptera; Vespertilionidae. Bases 200 to 379 code for a protein of 59 amino acids.